UUCCUAGCCUCACGGAUCUGAUUAUCUUCGGCGGUGAUGCUCCUGCUCCUCGAAAGUCGACCAAAGUUGCAAAAACACUACUCACUUCACUCUGAACAAUCUUUGAGGCUCUUCCUGAUCUCUUCCAUCCAUGGGCGAGUGGGUAAUUGGAGCCGUUAUCAACUUGUUUGGAAGCAUUGCCAUUAACUUUGGAACCAACCUCCUUAAGUUAGGUCAUGAUGAGAGGGAGAAGUACUCUGUGCUGGGUAAUGAGGUAACAAAUGUAAAGUCUACAAUGAAGCCAAUUAUAUACUUCCAAACAUGGAGAGUUGGUAUUCUAUUCUUUGCUAUAGGAAAUUGUCUCAAUUUCGUUUCAUUUGGAUAUGCUGCUCAGUCACUUCUAGCAGCUUUGGGAUCUAUACAAUUUGUCUCGAACAUAGCUUUUGCCUACUUUGUUUUGAACAAAACAGUGACAAUCAAUGUACUGGUAGCCACUGCCUUUAUUGUUCUUGGAAACAUCUUCCUUGUGGCCUUUGGCAACCACCAGUCACCUGUUUACACGCCGGAGCAGUUGGCUGAGAAGUACAGCAACAUUACGUUUCUUCUAUACUGUCUCACUUUGGUCUUAGUUGUUGCUUUACAUCAUUCAAUAUACAAGAGAGGAGAACUGAUGCUUGCUGUCCCUAUGAAUGAAAGUAAGCCAUAUUGGCACAUGCUGCUUCCAUUUUCGUAUGCAGUUGUUUCAGGUGCUGUUGGAUCAUGUUCGGUAUUGUUUGCGAAGUCUCUUUCAAACAUGUUAAGAUUGUCCAUGUCAAGUGGUUAUUCAUUGCACAGCUGGUUCACGUAUUCCAUGCUCCUGCUGUUUCUUAGUACAGCUGGAUUUUGGAUGGCAAGGUUAAAUGAAGGACUUUCGUUCUUUGACGCAAUACUUAUUGUCCCUAUGUUUCAAAUCACUUGGACGUUUUUCUCCAUUUGUACAGGAUUUGUGUACUUUCAGGAAUACCAGGUCUUUGAUGCAUUAAGAACGACAAUGUUUAUUCUUGGAAUGAUUUCUGUAUUUGUGGGCAUUUCUUUGCUUGCCCCAGAUGAAUCAAAAGGAGGUGAAGUGAAGGAUGGUUCUUUAGUUUCAACAACUUCAAAUUUGUCACAGGAUGAGGAGAGGCUGUUAAUGCCAUCUGAAGACUCCCAAAUUAAGGAUAUAAGAUCAUUUGGACGAGUUAUGCUGAUGAAAGCUGCUAAUAUGAUUGUAAAGGCAAAGGCUGCAUGUUCAGUAUCACUAGGCUUUGGUGAAGACUCACUUCAUGCAUCAUCAGUGCUGGUGAUGCCCAUGGUUUCAUCGAAAAUAACAGGCUUCCGAGGAGGCGGUCUUGAUCGGGCAAAAAUAUUAUCUGUUCGAGGACCAGGUUGGAACAAAUUCGCAGUUGAUAAAGAUAGUGAGACAAUCCUGGAGACAACUGCGAUGUUGCCCCAAGUCUGUCAGAAGGCAGCAGAUGCUGGGACGGGGAGGGGAACAGCAUAUGUUUGAAGAGGUAGGGCUAGCUAGCAUGAUUUGUAAGGGGAAUAUACUACGUUGAUGAA
Molecule: messenger RNA, 1557 nt
Organism: Solanum verrucosum
Lineage: Eukaryota; Viridiplantae; Streptophyta; Magnoliopsida; Solanales; Solanaceae
Product: probable magnesium transporter NIPA8
Exons: 14
Coding region: 131-1504 (457 amino acids)
Biological process (GO): magnesium ion transport
Cellular component (GO): membrane
Molecular function (GO): magnesium ion transmembrane transporter activity
Source: RefSeq, a predicted model, not a curated record